Molecule: messenger RNA, 689 nt
Organism: Sphaerodactylus townsendi
Lineage: Eukaryota; Metazoa; Chordata; Lepidosauria; Squamata; Sphaerodactylidae
Product: semaphorin-6D-like
Exons: 5
Coding region: 179-676 (165 amino acids)
Biological process (GO): axon guidance; neural crest cell migration; semaphorin-plexin signaling pathway
Molecular function (GO): chemorepellent activity; semaphorin receptor binding
Source: RefSeq, a predicted model, not a curated record
UUGUUUGUUUUCCCUUCCCUAGUUGAACACCUUAGAGUACGAUGGCGAGGAAAUCAGCGGUUUGGCAAGAUGCCCGUUCGAUGCCAGGCAAACCAAUGUUGCCCUCUUUGCCGAUGGCAAACUGUAUUCUGCAACAGUCGCGGAUUUCCUGGCAAGCGACGCUGUUAUCUACCGGAGCAUGGGUGACGGGUCCGCACUGAGAACGAUAAAAUAUGACUCCAAGUGGAUUAAAGAGCCCCAUUUCCUCCACGCCAUCGAAUACGGGAAUUUUGUGUAUUUCUUCUUCCGAGAAAUCGCAGUGGAGCACAAUAACUUGGGCAAGGCGGUGUAUUCCCGCGUGGCCCGCAUAUGCAAAAACGACAUGGGCGGCUCUCAGCGAGUGCUGGAAAAACACUGGACUUCGUUCCUGAAGGCCCGCCUCAACUGCUCCGUCCCGGGAGAUUCGUUCUUCUACUUCGACGUGCUGCAGUCCAUCACGGACAUCAUAGACAUCAACGGGGUCCCCACGGUCGUCGGCGUCUUCACCACGCAGCUGAACAGCAUCCCCGGCUCCGCGGUGUGCGCUUUUAGCAUGGAGGACAUUGAGAAAGUGUUCAAAGGACGAUUUAAGGAACAAAAAACCCCUGAUUCUGUUUGGACAGCCGUACCUGAAGAGAAAGUGCCGAGGCCAAGGUAAAAAAAAAAGAGAG